AUGUCUACAGAGAAAUCUGUAGAUGAUGCCAUAAAGAAAUUAGCAACAUUUGGAGAUCAAGAUGUUUUUGAUAAUUUUGGUAAUCUAUUAGCCUUUCAAUUAAAAAGUAUUUCGAUGGAGGAUGCUAUAAAAUUACAAAUGUAUAUUAGUAACAUGGUAAAUAAAAUACUGUUAAUGAUACAUCAAUCCAAAUCUGUUUCGUCUUCUAGACUCUCUCGUCCAUCAACUUACAAUUAUAGUACUAACAGUACAAAUUAUUCAUCUGAUGACACCUCACUCAAUACGGUAUUAUAUAAAUACACAAAUGAGUAUGACUCGGAAGACAUCAAUAAUACGCUAAUAUAUGAAAAUUUAAAUCCAUAUGACAGAGAAGACGUAUCAGACAAUGCUGAAACUAGAGAUGUAAUAAGCAAAGCACUUCGAGGAAUACUUAAUAAUUAA
This is a messenger RNA of Psylliodes chrysocephalus, 441 nucleotides long. NCBI's taxonomy places the organism in Eukaryota, Metazoa, Arthropoda, Insecta, Coleoptera, Chrysomelidae. The record is from the annotation of a GenBank genome assembly.